Messenger RNA from Colletotrichum graminicola M1.001, 210 nucleotides. RefSeq lists its product as uncharacterized. Bases 1 to 210 code for a protein of 69 amino acids. The transcript has a single exon. NCBI's taxonomy places the organism in Eukaryota, Fungi, Ascomycota, Sordariomycetes, Glomerellales, Glomerellaceae. The record is from RefSeq and is a predicted model, not a curated record.
AUGGACGUCGCCCGCAAGGUGACGCGGGACGCCCCGUUCCUCAGCAAGCGCGUGCCUGGCCGUCUCCUCGCCCUCGCCGGCGGAGACGGCCAGUGGCCGCACAUCGUCUGUGCCAAUGCUCUUCAAGUCGUAGUGCGCCCGGGGGUGCAGUUGGACGUUCGCUACUGUCCUCGCCAGAUUAGACAGUAUGUCUGUUUCGGCGAGGGUUAG